AUGACGAGCGAUGACCAGUUCUUCUUCGAUUAUCUUGCCUCGAUUCCGCAUGACGUAAGAAGAUACUCGCUCGAGGUCGCAGAUUCUAUCGACCGGCAAGUCGAUCACAUCGCUACAGUGAUUCGCGAUACACUCUCACAUCAAUCAUGGCUCCCUCCUGCGAUGCGACCUUCUCCCAAGACAUGUCCAGGCUUCCAUGCUGCGCGGUCGCAGUCUUUCACUGAUCGCGCGUAUGACUGGAUGAUCCGAAAUCGAGCAUGGAGCGCUGCUUUAAUCGCAUUUAUUGGGACAACCAGCGUCCUGUAUUUUGGGAGUAGCAAGCUACAUGGACGCCGGCGGAAGGCAAGGAGGGCUGGAAAUGGUGCUCGAAAGGAGAUAGUGGUUGUCGCCGGGUCUCCCCAUGAACCGAUGACCAGAGCGAUCGCCACUGAUUUAGAGCGUCGAGGCUAUAUUGUGUUUAUUACUGUCACGUCAGCUCAAGAGGAACAGCUGGUUCGGUCGGAAAACCGAAUGGACAUCCGAGCCCUUUGGCUUGAUCUCACAGCAACUCCUUCGCCUUCUGAGAUUCACCCCUCUCUGCGUGACAUACAUUCCCUCAUCACACAGCCGCAAUGGCCGAUGCCUGGCGUACCUCCCCAUACCUGCCAGCUAAGCGGCAUUAUCCUGGUCCCAUCUCCUAAUUAUACAACUGGCCCGGUCGCCACUAUUCCACCAUCAGCCUGGGCCGAUACCAUUAAUACUCGACUUCUUUCUCCUAUACUAACCACUCAGAUCUUCCUGCCUCUCCUUACUCUUCGCAGCACGAAUAGCACUAUCCUCGUACUCUACCCCUCUAUAUCGUCGUCGCUUUCAGCACCAUUUGCCUGUCCUGAAGUCACUACUGCCCGUGCUUUGUCAGGAUUCGCGACCUCUCUACGGACAGAGUUGCGGUUCUUGCAGCAUAAGAACAUUGAUGUUGUGGAGUUGAAGCUUGGCAACGUCGACCUCGGCCCCCAGUUCCGCGACGCGCAGAGUCAUGUCACUGGGACUGAGGUUCUCGCAUGGAGCGCACAGCAACGGUCACUCUAUGGGCCCCAGUACCUUUCGAGCAUCGAACAGCGGCCCGUGGCAUCUGCAGGGCCCAGCACGGUGCGAGGCUCACCUGCCAGAACGCUCCACUACGCGGUAUUGGAUGCACUGGAGCCAGCAUCAAAGGAUAUUUUUGGAAGAAAAUUGCCCAAGAAGCGGGUCAUAUACGCUGGCCGAGGCGCGAGGUCGUAUAGCAUUAUUGGCGAGUGGGUUCCCGCCGGCCUGGUAGGAUGGAUGAUGGGCCUCCGAGGUGGGCACCCUACAACGUCGGACAGUGCCAGCAAUAGCAGCAGUGAGACUGGCUGGGAAAAAGUCAAUGAUGCGCGGUAA
Messenger RNA from Aspergillus viridinutans, 1398 nucleotides. RefSeq names its product DUF1776 domain-containing protein. NCBI's taxonomy places the organism in Eukaryota, Fungi, Ascomycota, Eurotiomycetes, Eurotiales, Aspergillaceae. Bases 1 to 1398 code for a protein of 465 amino acids. The transcript is spliced from 4 exons. The record is from RefSeq and is a predicted model, not a curated record.